UUAAAUCCUUUUAAAGCUCUCUUUUUGGUUGAUUAUUCUUCCUUUCUCCUCUCCUUUCCUUUCUGCAUCGAAAUAUCUAGAGGGAAUGAUGCAGAAAUGUUCAUUGAGUAACCGGAGAAGGAGUUUCGAAGAUGAUGUACCAAUCUCAGAUAGAACGUUGGAGAUAAAUUCUCACAUCUCUGUUCCUUGUCAUUUGGAACAGUGUCUUAAUCUCAAGACAGGAGAGGUUUACUACAUAAACCGGAACACCGGAAUAAACAACAACAACAAUGCAUAUGAUGAUUUCAGUGGAGAAUCGGAUGUAACUGUUGUUUCAGAAGACGAUAGCUCUUAUCAUGAAAGCCAAGUAUCAUCAUCAGAGUCAUCUAUAGAGAAUCACGAAGAAGAGAAUGAAGUUCUUGUGGUAGCUGGUUGCAAAGCUUGUUAUAUUUAUUACAUGGUACCUAAACUCUUGAAAGAUUGCCCCAAAUGUGCAGCUCAGCUUCUUCACUUUGAUCGAAAUCACUCUGCUUCUCCUUAAACCUCUUUUUUAUCCCUUUUUUCAUUCUUCACAUAGAUUUAUAAGUUUCCUUUUUAUUUAUUUAUUCCUCUCUUUCAUCAUCUCUUAAAUCGUAUAUGUAUGAAUUAUUGGUCGUGUUGUCUGGAUUGCAUUAACACGAGGUUUGAUGGCA
Messenger RNA from Brassica napus (rape), 671 nucleotides. RefSeq lists its product as uncharacterized. Lineage: Eukaryota; Viridiplantae; Streptophyta; Magnoliopsida; Brassicales; Brassicaceae. The transcript is spliced from 2 exons. The coding region runs from base 86 to 520 and encodes 144 amino acids. The record is from RefSeq and is a predicted model, not a curated record.